Messenger RNA from Schizophyllum commune H4-8, 1194 nucleotides. RefSeq lists its product as uncharacterized. The transcript has 5 exons. The record is from RefSeq and is a predicted model, not a curated record. The coding region runs from base 1 to 1194 and encodes 397 amino acids. NCBI's taxonomy places the organism in Eukaryota, Fungi, Basidiomycota, Agaricomycetes, Agaricales, Schizophyllaceae.
AUGCCCGUACUCCCAACAGGCUACACGCCCCGUGCUCCCAACGGGCUCGCGCGGGCGCAGGCCGCACUGGAUGGCCGUGGUUGCGAUGAUCGCGGUCUUGUUGCCCAGUCCUCCCCGCAGAUUAUGGGAAGGGAGGCCGCGACCCGCGCCGCGGAACCCCCUUGUCAGCCAUGGUUCUCCGCCUCGUCAGCCAACUCGCCGGCUCCGUCAGCUAUCUCGCCGGCAUCGUCACCUUCGUCAGCCAUCCCGCGUCAGCGAGUCGGUGCACGGAGGGUGCCCCCCACGAGUCGGUGCACGGAGGGCCCCCCCACGAGUCGGUGCACAGAGGGCGCCCCCCACGAGUCUAGGAUACGGGUUCGACGGGUUGCGGCGCAGGCCGGGUCCUUGCGACUCGGAGGGAAGGACCAACUCGGAGGGAAGGACCACGAGUCUACGACGCGCGUGCGGUGUAUUUUGGACGCACCACGGCGCGUUGAGAUCUUGGGGCUCGGAGAGUGGGAGCAAGGCGCCCCCUACGACGCGUGUGAGGCAUAUUUUGGACGCACCACGAGCCCCGGACACACCACGAGCUCGCGACGCGCACGCGCCCAUGUCGAACCCGAUAUGAUGCGGGGGCGCCAACCUCUUCGUCUCGUGGGCGCCAACACCCGUGCAGCUAUCGGGACAUCUGCACUCUCGAAGUCCUUGGGGAUCUUGGCGCAGCGGACAGGACUGGAUGGCUAUCAGCGCUUUGGGUCCCUACUUGUCACCGGGCGCGGGCGGGUGAUGGUCGUGGGGUUCGCGCUGCGCCGGGAGGGAGUCAUCGAGGAGGGUGGCGGUGGGACCAACACAUACUUCUCUUUCCUGGCGGGAUUCGGGCGCAUCUCUCGCCGUGGCCUCUCGAUGAUUUCCGCUGCGACGAUGACCCAGAAGGCGAGGCUCGACGUACGGUGUCAAGACAAGUCUCAAAAAAUUGCACGCGCCGUCAGAAAUUCUGCCCGCGCCGACAGGUCGUCCCUUCUGGCUUCCCGUCACUGCGCCUACGCCCUCUCGCCGGUUAUCGCGGACGCUGCGCGGUCGUCUUCGCUCGAGCGAGAGGUUCUGGCUCAAAUCCGCGUUGGGCAGCAAUCGGAGACCAGCAUUUCUAGCCAUCGGGGACCAGCAUUUCUCCUAGCAGGCCCGCCUCAGCAUUCCUUCGACCAGCCCGACGCUUAA